CACCAGACGCUGCCGACGACGGACAGCCGGCCGGCCGGGGAAGUAAUCACAGGAUGCCAAACUACAAACUCAUUUACUUUAACAUGAGGGGGAGAGGAGAAAUCAUUCGUUACAUAUUCGCAUAUUUGAACAUUGAGUACGAAGACCACAGAAUCGAACAAGCGGACUGGCCCCAAAUCAAGCCAGGGCUUCCAUUUGGCAAAAUCCCCAUCUUGGAGGUCGAUGGAGUCACCCUGCACCAGAGCCUCGCCAUAGCCAGAUACUUGACCAAAAACACAGAGCUGGCGGGCAGCACGGAGCUGGAGCAGUGCCAGGUGGACGGGGUGGCCAGCACGCUGGACGACUUCAUGUCGCGGUUUCCCUGGGCCGAGAAGAAGCCGGACGUGAGAGAGCAGGCCUUCACCCAGCUGCUGACGCAGGAAGCCCCUGGCCUCCUGCAGGACCUGGACGCGUACCUGGGGGAGAAGGAGUGGCUGGUGGGCGACUCCGUGACGUGGGUGGACUUCUACUGGGAAAUCUGCAGCAGCACGCUCCUGGUCCUCCAGCCCGACCUGCUGGCCGGCCACCCCCGGCUGGCCGCGCUCCGGACGCGGGUCCAAGCCCUCCCCGCCAUCGCCAAGUGGAUACAGCGGAGGCCCCCGACCAGACUCUAGGUGCACGAGGCCACCCCCGAGCUGACCGUCCCCGAGGUGACCAUCCCCCGAGCUGACCGUCCCCGAGGUGACCAUCCCCCGAGCUGACCGUCCCCGAGGUGACCA
Messenger RNA from Sorex fumeus (smoky shrew), 758 nucleotides. It is a transcript of the gene HPGDS, whose product is annotated as hematopoietic prostaglandin D synthase. The transcript has 6 exons. Gene Ontology annotation, molecular function: glutathione transferase activity. Lineage: Eukaryota; Metazoa; Chordata; Mammalia; Eulipotyphla; Soricidae. The record is from RefSeq and is a predicted model, not a curated record. Gene Ontology annotation, biological process: glutathione metabolic process. The coding region runs from base 54 to 653 and encodes 199 amino acids.